CAUAUUAUUUAUUAGUUUAUUAGACAAUCAGCUUUGUCAAUGACGCCAUUAUGCGAAUAUUUAAUGAUAAAUUAGUGAAUUCGAUUAAUAAACUCUAAUUCAUAUUUAUUAUGUUAUGUAACGAAACACAAGAAUACAGUUUUUGUCGCCUGUCUAAUACUAUUACUGAAUAAAAAAAAAAAAAAAAAUGUAUAAUAUGUUAAUAAAAAUGUAAUAUUCGUGUUUGGUAAACGGUGGUGUAAUUUGCAUAUAAAUGUUUAAAUACAGAUUAAUCGCUAAACUGAUUACCACUGAAUAUAUAAUAUAGCCAAUCUGAUUUUAUGUACUCUGUCUAUCUCUUACAAUAACUAGUCAUGACUUGCCGUCUAUCCAAGCCGUUUAGUAGCAUACCUGAACCCAAAAGAUGGCCUCUACUAGGCCACACACAUUUGUUCAUCCCAAAAAUUGGUCCUUACAACUCUUUACGCUUGACAGAAGCUAUGGGUGACAUAGAAUGUAUGUUGGGCCCAGUGUUUAAACUGAUCUUAAGUGGCAAGACAAUGAUUGUUGUUACAAGAGUAGAAGAUGCCAAAACUAUGUUUGCCCAUGAAGGCAAACACCCAGCAAGACCCAUAUUUCCGGCUUUAAACCUACUCAGAAAAAAACCAUUUGGCACUGGAGGAUUAGUAUCUGAGAACGGUGUAGAAUGGUAUAGACUGAGAAAAGCUAUUGCUCCUUUAAUGACAAAAAAUAUUUAUGAAAGUUACAUUCCUCAGCAUAAAGAAGCAGCAUUAGAUUUCGUUGAAUAUAUAAAAUUGUACCGAAAUAAAGACAAAUGUUUGAAAGAUAUGUUUUAUCACUUGACUAAAUUUGCCAUUGACGCAAUUUCUAUAGUCUCGCCUGGAUUAAGAAUAAAAUGCUUAAAUACUACCAUGUCUGAAUCUAUUUUGGAAGCCGGAAAUAAAUUCAUGAAUGGAUUGUACAACUCUCUCAAAGAACCACCUAUAUGGCAAUUUUAUAAAACAAAUGCCUAUAAAAGUCUAGAAAGCUCACAUUCCACGUGUAUGAAAAUUUUCAGUUUUAUUGAUGAGUACCUGAAACAGGCACAUGAACACAAUGCUCUAGUUAAUGCUAUUAAUACAAAUACAAAUUUAUCAAAUACUGAUAAAAAUUUACUUGUAUUAGAAAUAUUUUUUGGAGGGAUUGAUGCUACUGCUACUACUUUAGCAAUGACAUUGUAUUAUAUUUCUCAAAAUGAAAGUAUACAAAAAGCUUGUCAAAAGGAUGUUCAACAAGGUACAAAAGCAUAUCUAACAGCUUGCAUAAAAGAAACACUUCGACUCUCCCCUACUGCAGGUGCAAAUGCCAGAUAUCUUCCAAAAACCAGUGUCAUUGGCGGUUAUGAAAUUCCAGCAAAUACAUUGGUGAUGGCGUUUAAUUCUUUAACUUCGAUAAAAGAAGUAUACUUUAAAAAUCCAUUAGAGUAUCAGCCCAGCCGAUGGCUAAGAAAUUUUAACAACCAAAAGUUUGAUCCAUACGCUUCGUUACCUUUUGGACAUGGACCUAGAAUGUGUCCAGGAAGACAUGUUGCUAUGCAAGAAAUGACAAUACUCCUGUCUGAAUUAAUUAAAAACUUUAAAAUCAGUAUACCAACCGAACAUUCAAAAAAAAUUGGCAUGGUCUAUCGCAUGAACAGAAUACCAGAUGGUCGCAUAGAUUUAAUAUUUCACAAUAGAUAAACACAUUUUUUUUUUCCAAAACAUUAUUUAUUUUUUUGUUAGUUUUUUU
Melanaphis sacchari is the source of this 1767-nucleotide messenger RNA. RefSeq names its product probable cytochrome P450 49a1. The coding region runs from base 354 to 1718 and encodes 454 amino acids. The record is from RefSeq and is a predicted model, not a curated record. Gene Ontology annotation, molecular function: heme binding; monooxygenase activity; iron ion binding. The transcript has 9 exons. NCBI's taxonomy places the organism in Eukaryota, Metazoa, Arthropoda, Insecta, Hemiptera, Aphididae.